Molecule: messenger RNA, 870 nt
Organism: Aphanomyces astaci
Lineage: Eukaryota; Oomycota; Saprolegniomycetes; Saprolegniales; Verrucalvaceae
Exons: 6
Coding region: 1-870 (289 amino acids)
Source: RefSeq, a predicted model, not a curated record
AUGAGCAAGCGGGAAGGCGACGCUGAAGUUGGGGCCGCCGCCGCCGUGGACCAGCAGCCCAAGAAGAAAUCUCGUUCGGCCAUCGCGACUGCUCCAGGAACCUCGAGGAUUCCUGUGCUGCCUAGCAGUACUAGCACGAAUAAGGCAGACAUGGCAUCCUCGUCAUCAACGACCCCAGCGACAACAGCAUCUACGACACAGUAUGCAUUUGGGGCGCGACUAGUGAAGGAGUCGAAGGUUGCAGGAUCAUUGAAAGAGGGCAAGUCCAAGGAGAUCAGGAAAGAGGUGGUGUUGAAAAGGUCGUCCAACGCUAUUACAUCCGCCCCAAAGGACGACGCCCGAGAUGCCGUGAACGAAAAGCACGCAGCGCUGCUCAAACAAAGCAACGACUUCUUGGAAAUGGCCGAAAACUUCAAGCUCAAGGCCGAGAUCGAGCUCUUGCAGUCCAAGCUAGGCCAGCUCGAAGAACGAGACAGGAAACAGACUGCCCGCAAUAAAAUGCUGUCGGGGGUGACGAAAAGCCAGCAAGAACAGAUCAAAGAACUGCAGGAACAAGUGAAGAUGUGGACUGACCAAUCACAACAAGCCACGACCAAGCUGAAAGAGUAUUUGGUGGCCCAAGACAAGAAGGACAAAGCUGCAAAAGUAGCUGAAGUAACUGAUGCCCCCAAAAGCACCAAUCAACAUGGAUGUGUCCAUUGCAAUGGUCUUGUCAAGCAAGAAGACGGCGGGACCUCGCUGCGACCAGCCAUGCAAAAACGACUGGAAGCCGUGACAGUUGGCCUCCAGGUGGCCAAAGAUUCAGAGGCCGUGCUGCGCCUCGUGUUGCAGCAAAUGUGUGAAGAAGAUGAUACCAAGAUACAAGUGUAG